GCACUCUCCUGGUUGACAGCAAGGCUUCCAGAUUCAUCAGUGAAAGAUGGCUGGAGAAGACUGGAACUCUGGCCUCUUCAGCUGCUGUGAUGACAUAAAAUCUUGUUGCUAUGGUUUUUGGUGCUGCCCCUGUCUUGCCUGCACCGUGUCAGGACUUUUUGGACAGAACCACUGUCUUCCACUGUGUGAUAUUUGCAGCCCUGCUGUGACGUCUGCUUUUGGGAUACCUCUGUGUGUCCCCCCUGCAGGAUUAGCCCUGCGAGUCGGGAUUCGGCAGAAAUAUGAAAUUAAGGGUUCUCUUUGUAAGGACAUUGCCACGUCCUGCGUCUGUGUGUGGUGCUCCUGGUGCCAGUUGCAUCGGGAGUUGAAGUAUCGCAAUCACACCCCUGCUGUCGUGAACCAGCCUAAGAAAUGAAAAACUACAGAGGUUUUAUAACUGCUGCUCCAAAAUUUGGUUGACAGUGAUCGCCUUUAGUUUGACCAUGUCUCAAUAGCUAAACAGAAUUUGUUUUUAGUUUUCUUGUGGCUAUAAUAAGCAUAGGAUUUAAAUACAUAAAAAUAAAACAAUCUUGGCCUUUGAACAUCAGAAUUUGCUUGGUACAGUUUAUGAUAGGAUCCACUCCACCCUGUGUUAAAGUCUUAACAGACUUUUUAUAUAUAUAUAAGAAAUUUAAUACUGAGAUGAAGGAUGAAGAAAAAAAAGUUUACUUUUUAAUGGUGGUGUGUUCAUGUUUCUGUUGAAAAUGAAACUUUUUAAAUAUUUGUAAUUGACAUCAUAUUAAUAUUACAG
Messenger RNA from Xiphophorus maculatus (southern platyfish), 790 nucleotides. Its product is annotated as cornifelin homolog A-like. The coding region runs from base 47 to 415 and encodes 122 amino acids. NCBI's taxonomy places the organism in Eukaryota, Metazoa, Chordata, Actinopteri, Cyprinodontiformes, Poeciliidae. The record is from RefSeq and is a predicted model, not a curated record. The transcript has 4 exons.